AUGCAGCCACGGUGGCAGUGGUUUCUCCGUCAGACACGUUGGCCUUUCCGAUUCGCUCCACAACAGAUUGUUGAUGUGUCUGUGCACGAGAAUCGGAUCCCGCCAUGGCGAGCGAGUGUCGGACGUCUGCUUUUGGAUGUCUGCAAUUUUUGUGAAAGAAAUCGCCAAAUGCGAAAUCUCAUUCUUCUCGAUCCCAUGGCGCUGUCACCGCUUUCGCCACUGCUAAAUCUGAUGCGGCACUCAAUGGAACCAAAUGCCCACCUGAUUGGUGUUCUGUGGAUGACCCCAGUUGAUGCUCUUUCUCCCUUUUACCACGUGCCCAUUCCACGACAAGAGGUGGAUGAUGAGGCAGAGGUGGAGCGCCCAUACCCGCGACCACUUCAUCUGCGACUGCUCACUCUGACAGCCUUUCUGUCCAAUUGGCUUGCCUGGUUCUCUCGAAUUGAGACCCAUUCUUCACUGGGUGUAUCUCGUUUUCCGCCAGCAGCUGUGUCCGACCCAGUGGCAGGAUGCGUGUUGCGACCAUACACUUUGGGUUGCGGUCAAUCUCCCCUUCUCGAUCUGUGGCCUCUUUGGUUGGCUCGACGACUGCUACUCCUGCCCUUCCAUCUACCUCGACUGUUUGGCAGGCACCUCUCGCGACACUUCUUUCCCUUCACUGACGUGGACGAAAUAUGA
Messenger RNA from Mesocestoides corti, 678 nucleotides. Lineage: Eukaryota; Metazoa; Platyhelminthes; Cestoda; Cyclophyllidea; Mesocestoididae. The record is from the annotation of a GenBank genome assembly.